AUGCCUCAUAAAUGCUUUAAUCCUGUUACUAGUGAAAUGGCCAUGACUUUUCGUUCCUUCAGCUCUGAGUCAUUUCAGAUGGGAGAAAUGGAAAUUAAUACCGCUCUUACCUUUGAAACCUUUGCAGCACAGCUGCUUGUAGGUACACCUGAAUGGAGAAGGAUGCUGAAUGCACUAACCUUUAAAUUCCUUUGCAGUAAUUGUUUAGCCAUCACUUGUCUCCUCGGCUGUUUUAUAAAAGGACAAAACAGCAAGUGUCUGCAUUGCAUCUCGGUUUCUCCCAUUAGCAAGGAGCAAGACAAAAAGGCAGAGGAGAAAGUGAGCCUAAGGGGAAAGAGAAUCGCUGAGUACUCCUAUGGGCAUCAAAAGAAAUCAAGCAAGAAGAAAAAAAUCAGUAAGAAUGACAUCCGUCUAGUACCCCGGGAUGUAGAGGAGACAGACAAGAUGAACGUUGUCAGUUGCUCCUCCCUGACCUCCUCCCUCAACUAUUUCGACUACCACCAGCAGACACUGCCCCUGGGCUGCCGCCGCUCUGAGAGCACUUUCCUGAAUGUGGAGAACCAGAAUACCCGCAAUACCAGCGCCAACCACAUCUAUCAUCACUCUUUCAACAGCCAGGGUCCCCAGCAGCCAGACUUGAUCAUCAAUGGUGUGCCUCUGCCUGAGACUGAAAACUAUUCCUUUGAUUCCAACUAUGUGAAUAGCCGAGCCCAUUUAAUCAAAAGCAGCUCUACCUUCAAGGACUUAGAGGGCAACAGCCUGAAGGAUAGUGGGCAUGAAGAGAGUGACCAGACUGACAGUGAGCAUGAUGUCCAGCGGAGCCUGUAUUGUGAUACUGCUGUCAAUGACGUGCUGAACACCAGUGUGACCUCCAUGGGAUCUCAGAUGCCUGACCACGAUCAGAAUGAAGGAUUUCAUUGCAGGGAAGAAUGUCGGAUUCUUGGCCACUCUGACAGGUGCUGGAUGCCCCGGAACCCCAUGCCCGCCCGCUCCAAGUCCCCUGAGCACGUGAGGAACGUCAUCGCGCUGUCCAUUGAGGCUACUGCUGCUGAUGUUGAGGCUUAUGACGACUGCGGCCCCACCAAGCGGACUUUUGCAACCUUUGGAAAAGAUGUCAGUGACCACCCGGCUGAGGAGAGGCCCACCUUGAAAGGCAGGAGAACUGUCAAUGUGACCAUCUGCAGCCCCAAGGUCAACGGUGCUAUUCGGGAGGCGGGCAAUGGCUGUGAGGCGAUUAGCCCUGUCACCUCCCCCCUGCACCUCAAGAGCCCUCUGCCCACCAAGCCCUCCGUGUCUUACACCAUUGCCCUGGCGCCCCCAGCCCGUGAUCUGGAGCAGUAUAUCCACAGUGGCCCAUCUCGUCCCUCUGAAGCUGAGCCCCGUGGAGCUGACAGCGAGAAAGUCAUGCAUGAGGUCAACCCCACUCUGAAGGAGGGUCGUGACAAAGAGUCUCCUGGUGUGAAGCGUCUGAAGGAUAUCGUUCUCUAAAGCAGUCUCGGGGAAGAAGAGAGAGAAACCAUGCUGGUUUUCGAGGAAGCAGGAGCUGAUUGUUUUAAUUGCUCACCAAUGGUUGGUUCUUGAGUGGCUGUUAUUUCAGAGCUUUCCCUAAAUGUGUUGUUUAUAAGUGACUAUCAUUCUGUGACAAUCCCUCUCGUUUCAACAGGCAGCAGGGGUGUUCAGGUGGAGCAAAUUAGCUUUGGCUUGAGUUGUUCAUGGGGCCUUGAUGUUGGGGAAACAGAGACAAAUUCAGUUGUGAAAAGUAUUAUGUAUUAAGUGUUUGAAUUUAUAUAUUUUUCUAUGUCAAAAUUAUAAUAUAAAUUACCAUUGUUUGUGGAGGAUUACAUUAAAAAAAACAAAAAAAAGGAGAAAGCUCUGGACACCUUUAAUAAGCUCGCCACUGUUUUGUAGUGUAGACAAGUUAAUGGUCAUUUAUUGUGUACUAUUCAUUGAUUCAGUGAUGUGAAAUUGAGCCCCCAAAAGGUUGUUUCUGAAGCUUGAGUACUUUCCAAUGCCGCUACUUUGCUGUGGACACCCCUGCUUUAAGAACCCUUUUGCUAGCUGUGCUAUUGUUGUAUUUGAUAUUGCAAAUUGCUAUGUGUGUGGUGACGGCAAAAGGCUUUUUUAGAAGUUGGUGUUUUUUUUUUCUUAAUAAAACUAUAGACAAAAACAAAGUGCAAAAAACCGAGAUGGCAAGUGAAUGAGCAACACCACACGUAUAGAUUGAAUACUUGGAGGAUACUCACUCAUGGUGGAUACUCAUGUAGUGAUUACUCACCACCUUGCAGAGUAUUUCUCCUGCCUUUCAGUCUUCUGCCCAGAUCAGUGAUAGAUCAUCACAGAAAGUCAUUUUUGGAUAUUCUGCUAUCUAAUUUGCAGUUGUCAGAACUACUGUGCUGAAAGUUUUAUGGCAUCAAUUUUUAAAAUUUUCAGGCCCUGAAUGGGAAAGUUGCUCCUGAAGUUAUCAGUUCCCAGGCUUAGAAAUUCCCUGUUUCUAAUCGUCUAAAAUUCAAAAAGACUGAAUCUAUUUUGAGAUCUAAAUUAGCAUCUUUUCUGACACACCCUUCCUGAUUCAGUGUUUCCCAAUCACGAUUAGAAUUAGACUGGAAAGCAUGUCGGGGGCUGGAAUUGAGAACUCCAUGUUGCUCUGUAUUGUAGGAUUAUAAAUAGGAAUAGAGUAAGCAGUACAAAGUGUACAUUUAGGAAAAGACAGGUAAUCAGUAACAGCAUCACUAAUCCAAUUACUGUGCCUUCUAAAUGGAGACACUUGGACACUUGAACUCGUCUUUUUAUGACUAAUACUUUUUUAAAUUAAAAAUGUGAACAGGAAACUAUUAAAAUAAAAAUCCUUUAGAUUUAGCUAACUCUUUGCUGUAGGCUAGGAAUACACCUUUUAUUAUUAAUAAGUUUGUUAUGCACAUUCUUUUUGUUUGUUUCUCCAACUCCAUUUAGUGUCUAUUAAUAUUUAGUAGCCAACAUAGUAUUCUCGCACCUUUAAAACUAAACAGAUAAGUCACCUUUGCUCUGCCUUGGUCUUUAAAAAGUUGUUUCUAGAGAAACAAGUUUUGUGGUUCUGUUCUCACUUGUUUCAUUUUUUGAAAUUCAAGAGUACCCAGAAAAAAGGCUUAGAGGUUAGAGCACCAAAAUGCAAAAGAGGAUUUAUUUUCUUAAGUUUAGAUAAGCGAGCUCUUUUAAAUGUUUUAUUUUUGUCUGAGUUCCUGGCUUUAUACAUUACUAGGAAUAUUUUC
This is a messenger RNA of Leptonychotes weddellii (Weddell seal), 3245 nucleotides long. The record is from RefSeq and is a predicted model, not a curated record. Lineage: Eukaryota; Metazoa; Chordata; Mammalia; Carnivora; Phocidae.